Molecule: messenger RNA, 6081 nt
Organism: Hippocampus zosterae (dwarf seahorse)
Lineage: Eukaryota; Metazoa; Chordata; Actinopteri; Syngnathiformes; Syngnathidae
Gene: tbc1d32
Product: TBC1 domain family, member 32
Exons: 34
Coding region: 139-4008 (1289 amino acids)
Biological process (GO): non-motile cilium assembly
Source: RefSeq, a predicted model, not a curated record
GUUGCUUGAACGUUGCACGAAAUUUGUUAUGCUCUCCCACAAUGCUCCGCGGUUUGACGGACGUUUCCAUAGCGACGCAAUGGCGCCUGGCUGAUUGAGGUACUAAUUUGAAGAGAAUCCGUCAAAGGCAAGCCAGAGAUGUCUUCCGAAGAGGAGGAGCAGCUGGCAGCUCAGCUCAAGCAGUUUUUGAGAAGCAUCGACGAGCGACUCUCUGGCGCUCCAACGCCCCAAAGUGCAGAGGAAGUCCUUCUUCACCUGGAGGAGACCGACAAGAACUUCCACAACUAUGAGUUUGUCCAGCACCUGCGCCAGCGUGUGGAGACCUCCCUUGGGUGCGUGGUGGACAAGGAGCUAGGGAAGUUGUCCCGUGAAGAUGGACAACACGCCGUCGACUCGUGUCACGACGCCCUCAUUCACACAGCGACCGGCCGCAGCCAAGCGUCAGCGCAGUACCAGGAGAUGACACAGACCUUGAGAGCCACGGUGACUGCUGCCGCGGAGCGUUUACUCAGCAGCUUUGAUGACGACCAGCUACGGAAGGAGGAGGAGAUGCAGCAUGGCCGCUACGCUGACCACUGCUCAGACAGUGGAGACUCCUUCAAUCAGUGCUACACCUUCAUUCGACAGGAGCAGCUCCAGGCUUUGGCUGAGAAACUAGAUCCAAGUCAACCCAAAGAGGUGCGCCGCGAGGCCCUGCAGGCGCUCCGUCACGCGCCGGCUUCUGACGUGCUUAGCUGUGAGGUCUGGGCACGCCUACGCCAGAACCUGUGCGCCGCACUGACCGAGCCCGACGCCGAGCUCAGUGACCACGUUCUUCAGUUCUUCGCGAAGAGCUUCUCCUCAUUGCCGCUGAACGUCACCCGGGAGAUUUACAGCAGCCUCGCUCGAAGCGUGCAGUCCAGUUUUUUGUCCCUGAAGUUGAGCUUUCCGAGCGGCGCGGCCGUCUUGGACAUCAACAGACCCGAGAUCAGCUCUCUCCUUAAACAGAUGCGCCUGAUGAACGACUUCCAAAAGGAGGCGACCACCUUCUGGAUCCGUCACCCGGAAAAGUACAUGGAAGAAAUCAUCGAGAGCACCUUCUCCCUCCUGUCUCUCCAUGGGGACUCCUCACCGGAGAAAGUUUUGGGGCCCACUGACCUGCUGGCCCUGCUGGAUGUUCAAGCCACCUGGUUCACAAAAUUGAUGCAUGGCUCCUACAGCAGGACGUUGGUUCUCAGGCUCCUCCAGAGCAAAUACAAAAAUCUGAUGGAGGCCGCUGUGCAGCAGUGCCUCCUUUAUCUGGAAUGCUGCCAGCAUUGCACUCGGAUCCAUUCUGAGGAACCGCACGGCUCAGGCUCGCCAAUUGGCAGCGUCUACAGCGGAAAGGAGCUGCGGUACGCCGUGGUCGUCCAUUCCUUGUGCGUGUUGGGCAAAGUCCUGCUCUACGCCAAUGGCCGGAAGCUCUUUCCCAUCAAAGCGGCGGCGCGGAAAGAUCCAGUCACUUUGACGGACCUGGUGGUGAUUUUCAUCAACAUCAUGUACCAACAUCAUCAGCCUUUGUGUAGCGAUAGCUCACACGCAGAAGCGCUGUGCCCAAGCGCCCUGGUGAUAGCGACGCUGAGCGCCAUGUGUGAGAGGACCGAGUGCGCUGACCAGUGUCUCCACCAGGCGCCUGUCGUUGAGACUCUCAUGGCGCCCGUCAUCCAGGCCCUCGGUGGACGCCAGACCAAACUGAAGUGCCCGGCAGCCACCCUCCCUCUAAUCGCGGACGUCCUGGCUCGAAUGGUCAACACAGACAGAGGGUUGGCUCUCUUCUUGUAUGACAAGAACUUGCUUGUGGGCCACAACGAAAGAAGCACCGCCGCUCAUGUUCUGCUCCGGUUCACCCUUACGCUGCUCGAACGGGAGCUCUCGGCGUCGAGCGAGGGCGAAAUCCUCUCGCUCCGUGCUGUGUGCGGGUCCUUCAUCUCUGUGUGCGGGCAGAUGUGCAAGAGCUGCGAGGGCCUGCAGGUCCUGGAAGCGUACAGCCUGCACAAAGCUGCCGCCGCCGCCUGGAGGAAGACCAGUUCUUUGUCUGAAAGGAUUCCUACCCCAGUACCUGAAAACAAUCUUGCAACGUCUACGCAGAAAUUGCAACAUCUGCAAAUGUGGGAAGAGACAUUGCUGGACAGCCUGCUGAACUUUACGGCCACACCCAAGGGGGUGCUGCUGCUUCAUCAGACCGGCGCCAUGCAGGAGUGCAUCUCGCACAUGUUCUCUCGCUUUAACAAAAAAUUGCAGGUGAGUCGUCAUGAGAAGUUUGGCUAUGGUGUCAUGGUCACGCAGGUGGCAGCCACGGGGACAGGCGCGAUGGCUUUGCAGCGCUCAGGAUAUGUGGGGGCCCUGGUUCUGGAGCUGUGGUCGGCGCUGGAGUGCGGCAAUGAGGAUGUCAGGGUGGUCCGACCUGAACCCACGUCAAUGGAACCCAUCGACAGGCGCUGCCUCAAGUCCUUCCUGUCUCUGGUCAACUUGCUGUCGUCCUCUCAGUCCGUGUGGCAGCUGCUGUUUGGACAACCUUUGGCCAACAAGAGUGAAUACAUGCUGAGGGAAGUGCCAAGUUCUGUGCCUGACUUGAUUGACAGGCUGAUUGCCGUGAAUUCCAGCGCCAAGAUCCGCUCGCUCUUCCACUACGAGCAGUCGCACGCGUUUGGCCUGAGACUGCUGAGCGUGCUGUGCUCCAGCCUGGACUCCUUCCUGCUACUCGAGAGCCAGUACAAUAUCUGCGCCGUGCUGCUGCAAAGCCAGAGGGACAACACGGCUGACCGGAACGGUGGUGAUGGGAGCUUCAUUUUAGACAACGCGUCGCUGGAGAGGAACCACACGCUGGUUCGCGUCGCCGUUGUUGGAGGACCAUCUGAGAGGAGACUCCCCCCUCGGGCCUUGCAGGAGGGAGACGAUCCCUAUCCCUGGCCCAUGUUUUGGUCAUUCCCUCCACCCACCUGCUACACUUUGGACCCACCAAAAACCCAACAGAACCCGCUGGAACCCGAGCUGCGCGACUUCCUGACGUCCCCUCGAAACGCGACGACGGAAGACAGCUGGAUGGAGACGUGCCGCCGACUUUACCAUAAAGUUAUGACAGCCGGGCACCACGGCUUGACCGCCACAGUGCUGGCUGACCUUCUGGAGAAGGUUGUGUACCAUCUGUCCAAAUGUUCCGCGGAGCGCUUCUUUUCCCCGCCUGAGCACAACAAAGCACAAGAGGCGAGUGCGGACACUGUGGCGCUGUCACCUGUGGAAAUGCUCGGCAUGGAUGUCUGCCUGAGAUACGGCGUCGCUCUCAAGCUGCUCCGCCAAAAAGAUGCCGCGAGCCACCUGACACUCCUUAUGAAACACGUCAAGAAUUUCCUGUCCCGGCGGAGGCUUCCAAUGUCCUCGCCGCUGCUCACUGGCCAGAAAGAUUAUCCCGGCCACGAUUGGUUGACGUCGACGGUCUUCCUGAUGAUGUCUGGGGACUGGCGGCGAUCUCUGAGGCUGCUGCGCCAUCUUUCCUCUGUGCUCACUUCUGCUUUCAUUUGGCCAGCCAACAUACACGCGUUGGUGGACCUUGCUGUCCGAGUGGCCGAGUCGGGAAUGUCCCCGCUGUACUGGAGCUCGGCUCACUACGUGGAGAUGCUGCUGAAGGACGAACUUCCAUUGGCGCACGCCGCCUUCCGGAUGUCCGGUUUCACCCCAUCGCAGAUAUGCAUCCACUGGCUGACUCAGUGCUUCUGGAACUUCCUGGACUGGCCUGAGAUCUGCCACUACGUGUGCAUAUGCACACUGAUGGGAGCCGACUACCAGGUGUAUGCCUGCCUGGCCGUCCUCAAGCACCUUCAGCCACUUUUGCUGCAGCAAACGCAAGCCCGCUGGAUUCAGGUUUUCCUCAAGGAGGAACCCAUCCAGGGCUUCCGGUUCUGCGACUACCUGGACUUCAUGCAGCACCUAGAAAGACGCUACCGGAACCUCGUGCUCAGCGACAUGAAAAGCAUCUGCAACCCAGACCUGUAAAUGCAGAGAGUGGAAUGCUAAUGUAAGUAGCAUUUAGCUCAGCACGUCUGCUGCAUACGAGAGAACGUGCCUUCCCUUCUGGACGUGUGAUGGCACCCCGUGAAGUUUGUGAGGGAAAAGAUGUUUUUGGCCCCCCUGCAGUCUUUUGAUUUUGAGCUACUACUGUACCAGAAAAAACAACAUGGGGACAAACCAACAGUAUCGAUUUGUAAAAGAAAAUAUCAAUGGACAUAUUUGGAUCAUCUGCCCGACAGUGAGGAUAUGCGGCCUCGUUGAUCAUAUAAGAUUUCUGUGUCUAGCAUUUCUAGGCUCAUAAAGCUCCUAAGUUUCCAUGCAUUCCUCAACCUUUGACGGAACGGUAUUGUUACGCAGAACAGUGAAGGUAGCGUCUCGUACUUUUUUUUAAUGCCGCCCUUGGACUCGUUGUCGCAUACCACGUACGACAUGGCAGCCGCUCAUGAUGAAAGAUGCAUGAGGACGCUUGCAUCACGUCGGUAAAGCCUCAUCAGUAACCACGCCGUCCCCUCGGCCAUCUGAUGUGUCUCAUGCGCGGCACUGCCAGGCGGGAAUCCCAAAUGAGCUGGCCGCGUCGCAGCGCAUUUUCAUCCGGGUCUCAAUUUAAUGCCAAGCGGUGCGUGAGGAUUGGUCGCAGGGGCGCUGCAAGGAAAUUAAAGCGGCGUCAAUAUUUCCGGCCCAAUGGGCAGAAUGAAGAUGUCGCUCAUGAUCAUGUUUUGCUCAACGUAAUGUCGGUGAGCCAGUAUUGAUCUGUUAUUGUCUACAUGUUGAAAAACUAUCAUUUGGGAAAGGUGCUUGUUAUCUUGUCAUGUGUAAAUGCUUUCAUUACUAGAGGACCAAAAGUGAGAUGACAUCACAUUUGAGAAGCAUUCCCUCGACCGUUGUAGCGAUAUGUGCUGAGGUGCUAGCAACUAUUUUAGCCAGAUUGUUAUAGGAAGCAUGUAUCGGUGGCCCCGAAAUUGAACCCUGUGGAACACCGUACGACAGAAGAAAAAUAGAAGUCGAUUAAAUUUUUCUGAAAUUACAUUGUAAUAUUAUACUUUUACAGAAACUAAUAAUAAUCAAAUGGAAUCUAAAGAAAUAAGCCGUCCGUGUGUCCAUCAUGAUGAAUUAAUCACAGCUCCUUCUGGCGGGCGCGACUUAAAUCCGUCAUCGUGACAAAUUAACAUCUCAAAUGCUGUAAUAAAUCCCUGUUUUUGUAUGGCAAGUUUUUGCUCUCAAGUCAAACAAGAAAAUGCCCCAAAUGACGGUUUUUAUCUUGAAAAACGCAGACAGCGGGUCACUUCUAUCUCAAAGCGCAAAUUUAUUACUGUUUUCUUAGAAGAGGCUCACAAAAAGUAAGGCCACAGCAUGGUGCUGGUGCUAAUGCUGCUGUCAUGUGUGGACCUUGUUGCUCAGCAUAAAUAAACACGUUUUCAUUCAGUCAUAUAUUUUUUUGUUGCUUUAUUGACUGAAAUGUGAACAAUUUGCUUCUUGAAUAUCACCAGGCUGACAAAAUGCUGCGGGAGCCCGUUUUCCAAAACAACCAAAUGUAAAUCAGUAUGCAAAUGUCAGACCUGCGUAUAAAAAAGAAACACCACCACAAUCACUUUGCAAGCGCGUUGUCAAGCUGACUGGAACGUGUGGCUGCUAAUGGCUUGACAAGCAAGCACAAAAUGAAUCAAACAUACUUUUUAUUCUUUUUUUUCUUUAUUUGCCAGCCGCUGUGAAAAAGAUGCACGCAGUGUUUUAUAUUAACGCUAAUGUAUGCAAGCUGGGAGCCUCUCCAAGAAAAACAAAACACUUUUUGCAUGGAAAUGACAAAACCUGCCAGCAGUGACAAAAAGUCUUUCACAGAAGAAGUCCGAACAAUACCGAGACAAAAAAAGAAGACUGUAAUCAUCAAUUUGUCGGAAAAUGAAAUGCCAUUUCACAUAAUCCCUUUUAAUCACUGCUGUUAAUGACUUCAGUCAUUAUCAGACCUUCAAAAAAGGAAAGGACUUGCAAACAAUACCACAAAAAUAAUUUUUAAAUGGCUCGUUGAACAUCUUCAUGAGAGAAACAGCGAGAGAAUUUAAU